This is a messenger RNA of [Torrubiella] hemipterigena, 1689 nucleotides long. The record is from the annotation of a GenBank genome assembly. Lineage: Eukaryota; Fungi; Ascomycota; Sordariomycetes; Hypocreales; Clavicipitaceae.
AUGAGUCCUUUACCACCGGAUCCCUACAAAAUUCUGGGUGUCUCUAAGGAUGCUCAGAUCCCUGAAAUCCGGUCUGCCCACCGCAAAUUAGUUCUCCAAUGCCACCCCGACAAGGUGCAGGAUCCUAAGCUCAAGGCUGAAAAGGCGGAUCAGUUCCAACGCGUUCAGCAAGCCUACGAACUGUUAACAGACGAUACGGAACGCCGCAAGUAUGACGACAAGGCCAAGGUAGAGGAACUCCGCAAGCAAGUACACACCAAGGUGCAUAUAUCUACGCCUCGCCAGUCAUCCAGACACAAUAGCGCCGACUUCGACGCACGCACCCCCAGCCGCUACCCCAGCCGCUCUGCCGCGGACUCGCCACCAUCUGCAGCCCGAAUGUACUCAUAUACCGCUACCGCUUAUUAUGAUGACGAGUAUAUGCAUGGCGCCCGCAUAUUUGAAACAACUCGGUCAUCAAAACGCGAAUACUCCGACAAGCCCUCUAAGCGCGAUAUGGAGAAGGAAAAGGAUCGAGAGAGGCGCAAGGCACGCGAGGCGCGUGAAGCGCGUGAGGAAGAGGAACGCCGCAUCGAGAAGCAGGAACGGAGAGAGCGAGCCCAACAGAAGGAGACUCAGCGCGCAGAAAAGGAAGUCAAGCGUAUGGAAAAGCGUAAGAAGGACAAGGUCCGCUCCAAGGAUAUCAAACGCGAGAGCGAGGACAAGUACACUCGCUACUCCAAGUUGUCUGACGAAGGAGAAGACAUUGUCACUUCGAAGCCUGAGCGCAAGCGCUCGUCUGGGCCGAUCAACCCAAAGAAGUACGACGAUGAGUAUGAACGCCACAGGGAUGAGGCUGCUCGCCCACCCCCAGUUGCUAGACCCUCUAUGACGACGCGAGGCUACAGCAACGUCGAGACGCAGGCAAAAUACAAAGCUGAGAUAGCUACGAGCUACAUUGCCAAAACCGUUAAGCGCUCCAACUCAUACGCUAACACACAUAUGCCUCCUCCUCACGCGCCUACUCCUCCGACCCCUGCCAAGGCGUCGGCGUAUCCACCUCCUACAGUAGAGGAUUACGUGCCUAGCGAUGAGGAGAUUCGUCGAUCAUCUGCUCGCCGCGGAUCUGCUGGACUAUCCCGAGAGCGAUCUACGUACCGCAAAUCGUCGCGCGAUGUUUUGGACGACCCGAUCCCCGCAAGCUCGUCCCCCGCCGCCCGCAGCAUUCCCUCGCUGAGAAAGGCAGCCGCUGGCACUACUGCUCACAUGUCAAGCUCACCUCCUUGGGAGCUCCCUCGCUCUCAGACUAUGCCUGUGGGUGUGGCGCCCCCCCGCGGCCCUCCCACGCGCUCCAACACAGAUGUGCCCAACCGAGGUCGUUACCGUACGCGAUAUGAUGUGCCAGGUGAAGAGGAUUCAGAUGACCACGAUCGCCGCGCCGAUCGCAAAUCUCGCCGCAGCCGCCGAACACACUCGCCUGAGCAGAUCGAGACACGCUAUCAGGUUGAGGGAGACCGCACCUAUGUUGUCAAUGGCUUUACUGAGGAUUACCAUUUUCCGCAUAUCCACGUCUCGGAGACACGUCAUCCCCAUUACCACCGCGACACCGGCUACUCGAGCUCUCCCAGCAUGAGCAAGUACCACAAAAUUCACUAUUCUGAUUACGGUGAGAUGUACCAGCAGCGAGCAGCGAUGCCCGCCGCAAACUAG